UGUAGAGAGAGGGUGAGCAGGAACUGUGGCGCCACGUAUGCAGCAAUUAGGAUUCACAGAAUGAGAAAGAGUCGCGGUUUGGUACAGUAUUACUAACUAUAGGUGUACAAAUGACCUGCGCAUUUAGAUUACCCCACUAGCGACAUUUCAUUGGGUGUAAGGAAUCGAUAGUUAAAACAAAAAACAGUUGUUGGUCGUGGUUGUAAAGGAAGUUACGUUCGCUCCAAAACACACCAAGGUAGUCAACAAGUUUGCAGAACAGUGACAAUUGGAAAACUGAAAGCUGUGUCCCCUGCAAUAAUGUUUAGUUUUGAACUAAACUAUGCUUUUUAGGAGAAGAUGAGUCAGACAGAUAAAGAUCAACAAGAUGUCCCUUCAUAUCUUGGAGAUGAACCAUCAGAAGAUUCUAAUAAAGAUCACCCGCAACCUCAGCCAGGAAUGUUUUCCCGUGUGACUGGGGGGAUCUUCAGUGUGACAAAGGGAGCCGUUGGGGCCACAAUAGGAGGGGUUGCUUGGAUUGGGGGCAAGAGCUUUGAGGUCACCAAGACAGCUGUGACAUCAGUGACAUCAGUGCCGGCCAUGGGAAUCGGACUUGUGAAAGGGGGUGUCUCUGCAGUGGCUGGUGGGGUGUCAUCAGUGGGCUCUGUUGUGGCUAAUAAAGUACAUCUAACUGGCAAGAAGAAAGAUAAGUCUGACUAAAGGAGGAACAGCAUGAAACUGAUGCAGCAACAUUUUUCAGGGCCUUUGGGGAGGCCAGAUUUUUUUAUUUUUUCCCCACUGAACAGCUGUGGCAAAAACUGUCACAAGAAAUUGGGGGUGCGGGGGGCGGGGAAGCCAUAUGUUCCAGGACACUUUAAACAUACAGAAUGGCUGUGCUAAGAUAAACCAGCCAUUUGGCUUUCAACUCACAGGAGGCAGAGUGACUGUAUGUAAUUUCCAGAUAGUGCUUUUCUGUUAAUGGCAGACUCUAAAGAUGUGUGUUUUAGGAUAAAAUGAUACUGUUGCAGUUGUCUGAUCGUUUGUUAAAGAAACGGUAAAACGUGUGUAGGGUCACCUGUGUAUUUGCUUAACAUGUGCCAGACUUUUUGCUGUCCAGAAAAUGAAAAAGAAAGAAAAAAAUGUAGCAUUAUAGUGUUAAUGUAAAUGUACAUACUUUGAUAUAUCUGUGCAGUGUUUCAGAGUUUUCAUGCAACUUGAAGUGAUUGCCUAACUCAGUGCUUGAAAGUCAUCAUGCUCAUUCAUAGUCAGCGUGUGUUUUGAAGGAACAGUGUGAUAUAAAAGUCUGUAACUGCUUUUUGUUCCUGCACCAUUAUGAAGCUGAAAACUAAAUUUCAGGUCAAUUCAAUGAGUUAUUGGGAAGUCAUAAGCCACAGGUUUUCAUAGCAACGUAUUUAGUAUAAUAAAUCUAAUUGGCCUGGUAGUUGGGGCUAAAUGACUGGGAGCUUGUUUUUAUUCACUGCCUUACUGUAUUACCUUGAGUCACAUCAUAACUUUUUUAUUUUCAACUCUAAAUAAUAAACUCAAGUCAUACAUGUA
Molecule: messenger RNA, 1536 nt
Organism: Polyodon spathula (Mississippi paddlefish)
Lineage: Eukaryota; Metazoa; Chordata; Actinopteri; Acipenseriformes; Polyodontidae
Product: transmembrane protein 263-like
Exons: 4
Coding region: 340-699 (119 amino acids)
Source: RefSeq, a predicted model, not a curated record